UUGUUGUAUUGAUUACAAAAUAAAUUGAAAUUAGGUGCUCCUCCUGAGACAAAAUGUUGGUAAACGAAGCCCGUUUAAUGUUGAGCCGUACUGGUGCUUUGGCCGCACGUCAGCAGUUGCGUUCCCUCACCUCGGGCAGCCAACAAAAUAACCAGCAGGCUGAAGUUAAGUCCGCUCCCGAACCACAAAUCAAAACUUUCCAAAUCUAUCGCUGGAAUCCCGAUAAUGCUGGCGAGAAACCCUACAUGCAAACCUAUCAGGUUAAUUUGCGUGAAUGCGGUCCCAUGGUCUUGGAUGCCUUGAUCAAAAUUAAAAAUGAAAUGGAUCCCACUUUGACUUUCCGUCGUUCAUGCCGUGAAGGUAUUUGCGGUUCCUGUGCCAUGAACAUUGGUGGUACCAAUACAUUGGCUUGCAUCAGCAAAAUCGAUACCAAUACAUCGAAACCCUUGAAGGUGUAUCCUUUGCCUCACAUGUAUGUUGUACGUGAUUUGGUUCCCGACAUGAAUCAUUUCUAUGAACAAUACAGAUCCAUUCAACCCUGGUUGCAGCGCAAGAACGAAGCCAGCGAGAAGAAGGGCAAAGCCCAAUACUUGCAAUCCGUUGAAGAUCGUUCCAAAUUGGACGGUUUGUACGAGUGCAUUUUGUGUGCCUGUUGCUCAACCUCUUGCCCAUCGUACUGGUGGAAUGCUGAGAAAUAUUUGGGCCCUGCUGUCCUUAUGCAAGCCUACCGUUGGAUCAUCGAUUCGCGUGACGAAAGCACACACGAACGUUUGGACAAACUUAAGGAUCCCUUCAGUGUGUAUCGUUGCCACACCAUCAUGAACUGCACACGCACCUGCCCCAAGGGCUUGAAUCCCGGUCGUGCUAUUGCCGAAAUCAAGAAAUUGUUGUCCGGUAUGGCUAAGAAACCUGAACCCAAAUUGGAUACCGCUGCUUUGCAUAAGUAAA
This is a messenger RNA of Musca vetustissima, 948 nucleotides long. RefSeq names its product succinate dehydrogenase [ubiquinone] iron-sulfur subunit, mitochondrial (gene SdhB). Bases 54 to 947 code for a protein of 297 amino acids. Gene Ontology annotation, cellular component: mitochondrial membrane. The record is from RefSeq and is a predicted model, not a curated record. Gene Ontology annotation, molecular function: 2 iron, 2 sulfur cluster binding; electron transfer activity. Gene Ontology annotation, biological process: aerobic respiration; respiratory electron transport chain; tricarboxylic acid cycle. The transcript is spliced from 4 exons. NCBI's taxonomy places the organism in Eukaryota, Metazoa, Arthropoda, Insecta, Diptera, Muscidae.